This is a messenger RNA of Homarus americanus (American lobster), 1014 nucleotides long. RefSeq names its product leucine-rich repeat extensin-like protein 3. The transcript has 2 exons. Bases 1 to 1014 code for a protein of 337 amino acids. NCBI's taxonomy places the organism in Eukaryota, Metazoa, Arthropoda, Malacostraca, Decapoda, Nephropidae. The record is from RefSeq and is a predicted model, not a curated record. Gene Ontology annotation, molecular function: DNA binding.
AUGUCGAUAGUUAACCUCCGGGAGACUAUGUUCAGAGGACAACAAACCAACCUUACACUGUGGCUGGAGUUGAGGUGUGCUGUCAAGGUGUGGUUCCAAAACAAGCGGUCCAAGUGCAAGAAGAUGCAGAAGGCGGUGCAGGCGGGAGGAGGCCGAGGCAUCCAGGGCGCACCUCUAGAGUCUCCCUCGUCUCUCACUUCAGCCCCACUGUCGGCGACGUCCCCCUACCAGACCUGCACGACUCCUACUCCAAACAGCCCCUCAAGCAAGCCUUACAGCGAGCCAGCCCUCUUCCAGCCCCCACAGCAGUCCUACAACAAGCCGUCAGCCCUCACCCCCCUCGUCUCUGUAACACACUCGGGCCCAGACAGCGAGAACCACCAGAUGGUCGCGCAAAACUACAACCAACACCCACACAUCAAGUCGGAGUUGAUGAACUCAGCUUCCCAGUCCCCCAGCACGGCCUCGCCUCACACCCACCAUUCUUCCUUACAGCUCCAGUCUGAGGGAGGCUCCCCUCUCUCCUGUAUGUCGCACCUCCAUUAUUCCCCUCACUCAGAGUCUCCUCAACCCCAUUUCCAGUCGGCGUUCCCUCAUUCUCAUCCUUCUCACUCACAUCCACACUACCCGCCCCACGCAGCAUCUCCUCACUCCCAUCCACCGCCAUUACAUCCACUCCAGCUGCCCCCGCACGCCCACGGGCAUCCCCAACACCCGCCCACACCCACUAGCCAGUCGCACGACAACCAUGGUUCGCCCCACCUGUGUCCCCCUGGCCCGCCCGGGGCGCCGUGUCCACCUCAGCACCAGCAUCACAUGAACCACCAGCCCCAUGGGGGAUACAUGCCCCCCACCUCCAUAGCACCGCCCGUAUCCUCGGCUGACCACAUGUCGCUGCCGCCCUCUGCCUCGUCGCCCGGGCUGGCCGCCCACCACUGGGACAUGAAGCCGCCCGCGCCGGCGCCCUACAUGUACUCGUGGUACUCCCCUGACCAACAACAUCUCCUUACCUAA